Messenger RNA from Cuscuta campestris, 1774 nucleotides. The record is from the annotation of a GenBank genome assembly. NCBI's taxonomy places the organism in Eukaryota, Viridiplantae, Streptophyta, Magnoliopsida, Solanales, Convolvulaceae.
CGCCUUCCGAUUUCCAAGACAGUAUUUUUAAUUUUUAUACGAGAAAUUUUUUAAACAUAAUCUUCUCCCCCUCUCUCGCCAUCUUAGGGUUUCGUUCUCUGGCAGAUUCGCUGGAUCGGAAAUGGCUGAUUCUCCACGCAGAAGGUAAAUCUGUUUGAUUAUUUUUUUCAAUUCGUUCUCCUUGGGGUUACAUGUAUGGAUUGCAAUAACUACGUGUGGCGAUUGUGUUGAAAUUUCUACCUAGGGUUUUGUUCUCGCUGUUGGAUCGUCCUUUGGAAUUGAAGAGUUUAAAUAAAUGUUAUGACACGAGGGUUGUACAUUUGAGAUUUUCUAGACUGAUUACGAAGAUUUUCAUGUUCAUGGAUUUUAACACGCGUUUGUGAUAGGAUUUUUGUGAGAUUUUACAAGUCAUGUGAGGAUUGUUUAUCAACUUUGAGUAAUAAUUACGGAGUAUAAGUUAGCCUGACUUAGGUAUCUUCAAAAAAUUAUUUUUCUUGUAUUUGUAAGUAGAAGAUUGAAUUAACAAAAAAUUAUUUUUCUUGUAUUGGUAAGUAGAAGAUUGAAUUAACAAAAUAUGCAGCUCAGGUGCUCUUUUGGGAUGUUAUCAUGUUCUUUGAUUUACUUAAAUUGUUCACAAUGUUUACAAUAAAUGGCUUGUCUUGACAGUAUUGAUUACUCUGCUGUGAGAUCUUUCUCUGGCAGGUAUUCACUAUCUCCUUCUCCAAUAAGAGAUAGGUCUCGCUCUAUAUCAAGGUCAAGGUCUUGCUCUAGAUCAUGGUCAAGGAAACGGGGGCGCUCUAGAAGUCGUGACAGGACUGUCGCUUCUAAUCCGGGGGACACCCUCUAUGUGACUGGUUUGUCUUCUAGAGUUACAGAAAAGGACCUUCAAGAACAUUUCUCCCAGGAGGGAAAAGUAAAAUCAGUAUUUUUAGUAGUGGAGCCACGAUCUCGUAUCUCCCGUGGUUUUGCUUUUGUGACAAUGGAAAGUGCUGAUGAUGCAAGUCAAUGUGUCAAACAUCUCAAUCAAUCAGUUCUUGAAGGCCGAUACAUAACUGUGGAGAAGUCCAGGAGGAAACGUCCAAGGACCCCGACACCUGGACACUAUCUUGGACUCAAGAGUACCAGGGGCGAGAGUUAUCGUGGUGGUGACCGUAGAUGGAACCGUGGCUACAGUGACUAUGGCUAUCGAAGGUCACCGCCAAGACGUUCACCACCAUACCGUGGGAGCAGGGAUUAUUCUCCCAGGCAGUUUUCACCACCACCACCAUAUCGAGUUGGGAGGGAUUAUUCCCCCAGGCGUUCACCAUAUGAGUCAAGGUCAAGAAGGGACCGGUCAAGGUCAUAUUCUCCUUAUCAACGUCACAGUCCCGAAAGGAGCUAUGCUCGUGGUGGUGGCAGAUAAGACCUCUCUCCCCAUUGGUAUGCUCUCUUUGUUUGUUUGUUUGUGUGCGUGUUGUGAAAUCGGAAGGUCUUUCCCUAGCUGAGGUAGUAGAUGCUUAAUAUGUUACUCAAUUCGCGUGUGAUUUUAUUAAAUGUCAACCACUUGUACCCCGUAAUAUUGUGGGGAUUAUGUAGGGAGGAGAGUACCAAUAUCCACCUAGAAUUUAUGAUGACUUGUUUCUUUUGAUUAAGGGGAGUUUAGUCCCCAAACAUAAACUUGGGUUGAUGAAUGCUUUAUAUCUGUUGUGUCAUAAUGCUCCUUCCAAUUCUUUUUUUCUUAUUUUUGAUGUGUACGGAGCCACAUCAUGUUUCAAAAUGAACGUGGCUUUGGCUU